GUGCCAGGCGUGCCUAGCCGCUGGCGGAGCGGGGCGCGCAGGCGCGUUGCGGGGGGCGGGCGGGCGGCCGGCGGCGGGCGAUGACCGACUACAGCGAGGAGCAGCGCAACGAGGUGGAGGCCCUGCAGUCCAUCUACCCCGACUCCUUCACCGUAUUGUCAGAAAAGCCAACGACCUUCACAAUCACUGUGACAUCUGAAGCAGGUGAAAAUGACGAAACUGUCCAAACAACCCUUAAAUUUACCUAUAGAGAAAAAUAUCCUGAUGAAACUCCACUGUACGAGAUUGUCUCCCAGGAGAAUCUUGAAGAUAAUGAUGUCACAGACAUAAUAAAACUGUUAGAACAACAGGCAGAAGAAAAUUUAGGAAUGGUAAUGAUCUUCACUCUAGUCUCUGCAGUACAGGAGAAAUUAAAUGAAAUAGUGGAUCAAAUAAAAACACGAAGAGAAGAGGAGAAGAAACAGAAAGAAAGAGAAGCAGAAGAAGAAGAGAAACAACGUUUUCAUGGCACUCCUGUUACAAUUGAGAAUUUCCUAAACUGGAAGGCGAAGUUUGAUGCAGAACUCCUAGAAAUAAAAAGGAAAAAAAUGAAAGAAGAGGAACAAGCAGGCAAAAAUAAAUUAAGCGGGAAACAGCUGUUUGAAAUGGAUCACAACCUUGACACAUCUGACAUCCAGUUCUUGGAGGAAGCUGGAAACAGUGUGGAGGUUGAUGAAUCUUUAUUCCAAGAAAUGGAUGAUUUAGAGUUGGAGGAUGAAGAGGAUGACCCUGACUACAACCCUGUUAAUCUAGAUAGCGAUUAGACUUUUUUGUUGAACUGGCUCUGUCAUCAGUAUGGACUUACGUAAGGAGAGAGAGGCAGGCAGAAAAGCCACAGCAUCUGUGGUUGUAGUAGUGUGUAUUGGUUUUCUUUUUUCAAAGAAAAAAUAUUUUAAAUCCAGGAGAACAGUCUUCUGAUGACUUUCAUUAUAAAUAAAUUGACUUUAAUAUUUCAAAUGAGAUUUGAGGCAUAUUGUUCUGUCUGAAAAUACUCUAUUUUCUCUUUCUUUUUUUUUUCCUUUCCACUUCUGUAAGUGUCCUGUGAAGAGACUUGACAAGAAGCAGGACAAAGAUGUCAUAGCAAUCGCUAAACACAUCUACAUGCAAAGGCUGAGCAGCUGUUCUGCUAUCUUCCACCUAGGAUAACGCAUGGGCAAGUUUAGUGAAUAAAAGGGAUCACAUACUAUGCAGGUUUUUUUUUCUUUUGAAAUUUUAUUGCACUGCAAGUAAUGGUCAGUUCUGAUGCCCCAACUUAGUAGCUGAACAGCUACAGAUUGGCAGCACCAGUUACCUUCUAAUAAGGCAUAGCCAUUUCCAUUUUACUAAAAUAAAAUCUUUUGCCAUAGUUGAGGAUAAUAGUUUCAAAAUUACUAGUUCAACUUUGUAGGGGGAGAAAAAUA
Oxyura jamaicensis (ruddy duck) is the source of this 1439-nucleotide messenger RNA. RefSeq names its product RWD domain containing 1 (gene RWDD1). Gene Ontology annotation, molecular function: protein binding. NCBI's taxonomy places the organism in Eukaryota, Metazoa, Chordata, Aves, Anseriformes, Anatidae. Bases 81 to 803 code for a protein of 240 amino acids. Gene Ontology annotation, biological process: cytoplasmic translation. The record is from RefSeq and is a predicted model, not a curated record. The transcript is spliced from 7 exons.